GAUGGUGGUUGCGGUUUAAACUCAUAAAAAGACAUCCUCGUCCACGUACCCUUAUGCCCUUAGGGGAAUCCCAUCACCAUCUUGACGGGCGGUCCAAAUGAUUAGCCAAGCAAGGGAAGUUUGCAACAUAAGCCCCUCAGCACUCGUUUUUAGUCGACUUUGCGAGUGUACAAUUAUGUUCACUCUGGGCCUGAAACUCCACAUAAUUCAAUUUGCGACAAUUGUACAUCCGCUAAGUCAGCCAAAACUUUAAAACAGCAUCAAUGGAGAAGUCAACAUACAAGUAUAAGUAAAAACUAAUGUAAAAAGGUUAGAAAUUGUGCUACUAAUGCACAUAACAGCAUACACACACAUCUCAUAAAAGUAAUGAUGUUUUUGUUUAGUUAGCUUUUGGAAAUUGUAGAAAUAAAACAUGUUCCUUCUUCAGAAGUUCCAGCUAGGCAGGCUAACGUUAGUUAGAUAAUUAAUUUAAUAGCUAUCAUACAGUAGGCGUAAAUUCAUAAUUAUAUAGUCAAUAUAGCAUGCAAUCAUAAUUGACUGUAGCGCAUAUAAAGCACCCACAAGCUACAGUGGCUGAAAACAAUAAUCGCAGGAUGAACAAGUGAGGAAUUUCCGGGCAAGGGCAGUCCGUUUAAAAAUCUUUCCUUCCAGGUGUGAACAACGCAAUAAAUAAGGACACGAGACGAGUUUCAUAUUUUUAACAUAGUCUGUUGUAGAGGUUGACCGAUUAUGAUUUUUCAACGCCGAUACCGAUUAUUGGAGGACCCCAAAAAAAAGAGCCCAUUAAACGUACGAUUAUUUUUAUUUAUUUGUAAUAAUGACAAUUACAACAAUACUGAAUGAACACUUAUUUUAACUUAAUAUAAUACAUUAAUAAAAUCAAUUUAUCCUCAAAUAAAUUAUGAAACAUGUUCAAUUUGGUUUAAAUAAAUGCAAAAACAAAGUGUUGGAGAAUAAAGUAAAAGUGCCAUAUGCGCCAUGUAAGAAAGCUAAUGUUUCAGUUUCUUGCUCAGAACAUGAGAACAUAUGGUGGUUCCUUUUAACACGAGUCUUCAAUAUUCCCAGGUAAGAAGUUUUAGGUUGUAGUUAUUAUAGGAAUUAUAUGACUAUUUCUCUCUAUACCAUUUGUAUUUCAUUAACCUUUAACUAUUGGAUGUUCUUAUAGGCACUUUAGUAUUGCCAGUGUAACAGUAUAGCUCCGUCCCUGUCCUCGCUCCUCCCUUGGCUCGAACCAGGAACACAACGAAAACAGCCACCAUUGAAGCAGCGUUACCCAUGCAGAGCAAGGGGAACAACCACUCCAAGUCUCAGAGCUAGUGACGUUUGAAACGCUAUUAGAGCGCACCCCGCUAACUAGCUAGCCAUUUCACAUUGGUUACACCAGCCUAAUCUCGGGAGUUGAUAGGCUUGAAGUCGUAAACAGCGCAAUGCUUGACGCACAACGAAGAGCUGCUGGCAAAACACACAAAAGUGCUGUUUGAAUAAAUGUUUACGAGCCUGCUGCUGCCUACCACCGCUCAGUCAGACUGCUCUAUCAAAUCAUAGACUUAGUUAUAACAUAAUAACACACAGAAAUACGAGCCUUAGGUCAUUAAUAUGGUAGAAUCCGGAAACUAUCAUCUUGAAAACAAGACGUUUAUUCUUUCAGUGAAAUACGGAACCGUUCCUUAUUUUAUCUAACGGGUGGCAUCCAUUAGUCUAAAUAUUCCUGUUACAUUGCACAACCUUCAAUGUUAUGUCAUAAUUACAUAACAUUCUGGCAAAUUAGGCAGCUCAAACUGUUGCAUAUACAAUGACUGCGUGCAAUGAACGCAAGAGAAGUGACAAUUUCACCUGGUUUUAAUAUUGCCUGCUAACCUGGAUUUCUUUUAGCUAAAUAUGCAGGUUUAAAAAUAUGUACUUCUGUGUAUUGAUUUUAAGAAAGGCAUUGAUGUUCAUGCUUAGGUACACAUUGGAGCAACGAUACGCACCGCAAGACAUGCUAGAUAAACUAGUAAUAUCAACCAUGUGUAGUUAACUAGUGAUUAUGAUUGAUCGAUUGUUUUUUAUAAGAUAAGUUUAAUCCUAGCUAGCAUCUUACCUUGGCUUACUACAUUCGCGUAACAGGCAGUCUACUCGUGGAGUGCAAUUAGAGGCAGGUGGUUAGAGCAAUGGACUAGUUAACUGUAAGGUUGCAAGAUUGAAUCCCCCGAGCUGACAAGGUGAAAAUCUGUCUUUCUGCCGCUAUACGAGGCAGUUAACCCACCGUUCCUAGGCCGCCAUUGAAAAUAAGAAUGUGUUCUUAACUGACUUACCCAGUUGAAUAAAGAUUUAAUAAAGGUGUAAAAAAUAAUAAUAAAAAUCGGCUAAAUCGGCACCCAAAAAUACCGAUUUCCGAUUGUUAUGAAAACUUGAAAUCGGCCCAAAUUAAUCGGCCAUUCCAAUUAAAUCAGUCAACCUCUAGUCUGUUGUAUCAAAGGUGAUUUGUAGGAGCCAUGGCCCGUACCAAGCAGACAGCCUGUAAAUCUACUGGAGGCAAAGCCCCACGUAAGCAGCUGGCCACCAAAGCUGCCCGCAAGAGCGCCCCUUCUAUUGGUGGGGUCAAGAAGUCCCAUCGCUACAGGCCUGGGAAGGUGGCCCUGUGUGAGAUCCGUCGGUACCAGAAGUCCACUGAGCUGCUGAUCCGCAAACUGCCCUUCCAGCACUUGGUGAGAAAAAUUGCUCCGGACUUCAAGACUGACCUGCGUUUCCAGAGUGCAGCCAUUGGAGCCCUGCAGGAGCCCAGCGAGGUAUGCCUCGUUGGUUUGUUUGAGGACACCAACUUGUGCGCCAUCCAUGCCAAGCGUGUCACCAUCAUGACCAAAGACAUCCAACUGGCCCAUCGUAUCCGUGGGGAGCGCGCUUAGAUGCCUCUAAUUUACGUGUCCUCAGGCUGUCUUUCCCUCCCUUCCAACUUUUCCUUUUAAGUAGCUUGAUUUGAGCAAUGAUGUGUUAAAAGUAGUGUGCAGUCUUGUCCCCCUUAGUUCUCGUAGCAGAAGACUUUUAGGGUACUUUGUAUCAUGUAUCUGUUUUGAAGCUGAUUGGAGUCACAUCUUUAAUGUGUGUGCAAAUCGGCACAGCAAAGGGUGAAUGCAUGAAGCAUCUUGGGCAAGCAUUUUCUCCUAUUGACAAUGCUAUUACAUUAUUAUAACAGGCUUUUCUAAUUGAUAGACAUGCAUUGUUUGUUUUUUUACAUGUACCCUUUCAUUUGUUUUUUUACAACUAGUGUUUCUACUGUUUACAGGAUGCAUUUACAAAUAGUUAAUUCUGUUCUGAAAUUGAUAAAUGACAUCGAUUCAAAACAUAGUCAAAGGCCUAUAUAUAGUGUAAUGUUUGUGUAUUUCUCCCAUGUUUUAUCCAGGUACAAUUUUAGUUCCUUUCUCAGGUUGUGAUACACUUUUCUUACUGGUUUUGAUUUCCUGUUCAUUUUUUAAAAGUAGACAUUUGUAACAUCCAGAAUUCUCACAAAGGUGAUUGCCCUGAAAGUGUACUUGUCAGGCGUCAUGAUACAUCAGAAGUGUCCACUUACUUUGAGUGCUGAGGGGAUAGUGUGUCUUUUUUGUUUUUGGAUUGCAACCUAUGUAAUGGUCAUUGAGAUGCUUUGAAGCCAUCGGUCGGCCAUAUUGGCACUCACAGGUAGGAGCACUCAGUCAUAGGAAUGAUUGGAAUUCUACAUUUAAUUUAAAUACUGUUUCAAGGACAACAUUUUAUGUAUAUUCAGUGUUGUACUGAGGACAGUAACAUUAGUACUAAACAAAUAUAUAAUUUUAGGAAAUUGUUUAUUUGUUUCGCGCUCAAUGUGAAAGUAUGCAGGAAGGUGUCUAAUAGAAUGAACGUGUCAAAAACGAACAUAGAAAUUAAUAAAUGCAUUUCUAUUGCUUCCAAAAAUCUGUUUUACAAUUGAGGAGUACCAUGAUGACUGCGCAGUGACCUCAAUACUGCGCCCCUUCAGGCAUCCGGGGUUUAUACAAUUCAUUGGUUCAAACGAUAGCUAACUAGAAGGCUCACACUCAAGCUAACAAUGCUAAUCAUCGCUAACUGGCACAAGGUCAAAUACAUGGUAGAUAGCCAACAUUGUGUAAUAUUCCUGUUCCGGUCUAAAAUCCACAGUAACACUACACAUUGCUAUGAGGAGGAAUACCCACAAAAACAGACUACAUACAGGAAAAUGACACCUUAACUAACGUUAGCUAGGAAGCUAGCUAGCCUAGCCAACCAUUGCCUAUUUGCCCCUUGUCUUGUCUGCCUCUCUCUUCAAUGUCACAUCUCUUCACUCGGCUCUCGGAAACAUUGACAAAUCCAUUUUAGAUUACACAGCACAUAUGUAGCAUGUUUAUCUUCAUUAAAAACGAUAUAAUAUGUUCUAUUAUAGCUGUAUAUCAGACGUCUAAUAAUUUAGAAA
Messenger RNA from Oncorhynchus keta (chum salmon), 4420 nucleotides. Its product is annotated as histone H3.3A-like. Gene Ontology annotation, molecular function: structural constituent of chromatin; DNA binding; protein heterodimerization activity. The record is from RefSeq and is a predicted model, not a curated record. The transcript has a single exon. Lineage: Eukaryota; Metazoa; Chordata; Actinopteri; Salmoniformes; Salmonidae. Bases 2475 to 2885 code for a protein of 136 amino acids. Gene Ontology annotation, cellular component: nucleosome.